This is a messenger RNA of Penicillium brasilianum, 1059 nucleotides long. NCBI's taxonomy places the organism in Eukaryota, Fungi, Ascomycota, Eurotiomycetes, Eurotiales, Aspergillaceae. The record is from the annotation of a GenBank genome assembly.
AUGUCGGCUCUCGUCCAGGACUCCCCCGACCGGGCCGUCAUAGCCAUUGAGCCUCUGACAGGAAGCGAUAACUACGCUACCUGGAAGCGCCUCAUGACUUCCUACUUGAAAGCCAGGCAGGAUGUGGUGUCGGGCGACCUCCAGCGUCCAGAUUGCCAGUUCAAAUAUGCUAAGCCAAUCACGGCGGAUAUCACUCCGCUUGUGGAGCCCCACCUUAAUAGGGCGGUGCGGCAGAGGGCCAUCGAAGCACGCCUCGAAGUGGAGGUCCAAGCUUUCGAGCGUCAUAAGGAAUGGUCGCGGCGCGAAGCCGAGGCCUACCAUAUCAUCUUCCGGUAUCUAUCGCCCAAUAUCAGUGUGCACGUCGCGGGACUAGAGACAUCCCGGGAGCUCUGGAAUGAGCUGGAAGAACGAUAUCGGCGUAUGGAGCUGGCCACGUUUUGCGAGCUGUUCGCCCAGCUUCGCGAAACCACGGCCGCCCGAUACGCCAGCACACGGGAAUUUAUCGAUCGUGUGCGGUUGCUGGUACACCGGCUGAAUGCCAUUGCUCCGGGAUCCAUCGGUGACCGAACACACAUCGCGAUUCUGUUGACCCAAAUCGGACCGGAAUACGUCCUCGUCGUGGAUGCCAUCCAGAAUAACAAGGACCCGGUCAAUCCAACGACGAUUAGAAACCGUCUCGCCAACGCCGAGCAGACGGUGCAGCGAAAGGACGCUACUACGGUCCCGCACGGAGUGUCAGGCCCCUCAAACAACGCCUCUAUCAAUACGGUGCAGAAGACCGCAAAGAAAUGCACCUACUAUAAGAAGCGCGGCUAUGUGGCCGUGGACUGCUGGAAGAAACAGCGCGAACAGCAACCACCAAGGGACCAUGCCCUAAAGACGGAAAGGAGUGUUUCUGGCUCACCAAGACACAAUUUACAAACCAUACCAACCGCGGAUCAAUAUCGUGAGGGCGAGGGUGACGACCCUUUAUACCCACGCGCCGGCUUCCUCCUCUCGGUGGAUCCUAGAUUCGGCCGCCACCAGCCACAUCUGUUAGGAUCGGAGCUGCUUUAUUAG